CAAAUGCCAACACUAAUUUACAAAAUCUUUUGAAUAAUAUGGGUUCAAAGCUUGACAAGCUUGAUAAUCUUGCUGAUGCACUUAAAGCCCUUCAUUCUUAUUUUAUUUACCCAAUGCAAGUUAAUGAAUUCUUAUUUAUUCCUAAUAAAGAUAUUGUUUAUAAAGUUUCUAAUGAUAAUUAA
Cetraspora pellucida is the source of this 182-nucleotide messenger RNA. The record is from the annotation of a GenBank genome assembly. Lineage: Eukaryota; Fungi; Glomeromycota; Glomeromycetes; Diversisporales; Gigasporaceae.